AUGGCGGGCCACGGGAACGCGUCCUACAACCUCGUGGGCGAUGAGGGCACGCUCAUGGGGAACUGGGUCGAGGAGCGGGCCCUCUGCGAGGCCUCGGGGAACACCAGAUACAAGAGCUGGCUGGGCGCGAACGCGGAGAAGCCGAAGACCGUGUACGCGACGCGCGUCAAGAAGCCGGACUACUUCGACUCCUUCCAGCGCGUCUUCGAGCAGGUGUGGCACGAGGACAUCGCCGCGGGCUACGAGUACCAGUUCAGCGGGAAGGACUCGGACCACUUCACGAGCACGCACAACGCGGACUUCCUCAACCCCGCCACGCGCGGCGGGCCCUGCCAGUACAGAACGAUCCCGAAGUACGGCCGGAGGGAGCUCGCGCGGCAGAAGGAGGCCGCCGCGGCGGCCGCGGAGGAGCUGGCGUCGCGGCAGCAGCACGCGCCGGAGCCGGCGCUCACGACGUACCGCGCGGAGCACUGCGGGCCUGAGUCAGGGGCGCUGCGCGAGACGGUCGGGCGGCGGAUCACGCGGGACCGCGACGGGCGGCCAGCGCGGCGCGACGGGACGUGGCUGGCGGAGUCGGGCCUGCUGUCGCGCGGGCUGUCGGAGCGCGCCGCGGGGGAGGGGUACGAGGGGCCUGCCGGGGACAACCCGGCGUACCUCCUGGGUCGGACUGGCCCGCGCAACGACCUGGCUGCGACCAAGCUGAAGCGCGCGGAGUGGUUCGGAAUCGACUCGAACUACACGAUGCCGAUCGGAGACUACCGGAAAAAGGUGGUGGACUGA
Pedinophyceae sp. YPF-701 is the source of this 780-nucleotide messenger RNA. The record is from the annotation of a GenBank genome assembly. NCBI's taxonomy places the organism in Eukaryota, Viridiplantae, Chlorophyta, Pedinophyceae.